This is a messenger RNA of Xyrichtys novacula (pearly razorfish), 783 nucleotides long. NCBI's taxonomy places the organism in Eukaryota, Metazoa, Chordata, Actinopteri, Labriformes, Labridae. The record is from the annotation of a GenBank genome assembly.
AUGGUUGAGUGGACUGACGCGGAGCGCAACAUCAUCCAAGGAAUCUUUGGCAGCCUGGACUAUGACGAUAUCGGCCCCAAGGCUUUGUUCAGGUAAACCCCUAUGAGUCUUUCAAAUUUGAAUGAAAUUGUAUAUAUGCCUAUGUAUUAACAAGGAGUUUGAUUUUCCUCCCCUACAGGUGCCUGAUCGUCUACCCAUGGACUCAGAGGUAUUUCGGCGGCUUCGGCAACCUUUACAAUGCUGAAGCUAUCCAGAAAAACGAGAGAAUCAGAGACCAUGGCAUCACGGUGCUGCACGGUCUGGACCGGGCUCUGAAGAACAUGGACAACAUCAAGGCCACCUAUGCGGAGCUGAGCGUGCUGCACUCCGAGAAGCUGCAUGUGGACCCCGACAACUUUAAAGUAAACUUUUCACUCUUCUUUCUCUCUAAAGUCAUCGCACUCACAAUUUAAUCAGUCACGUUGGCAACUUUCAGCGCCUCAGUGUUGUAAUUGUAUUUGGAAAUAAGCAAACUGAUAUGUUGGCUACCUGACCCAUCUUUUAUGCAAAUAAGUACAAAAGCUAUCUAAUGCCUUUUUCAUUUAAGAAAAAAAAAGACAUUUACAGUGUGCUUUCAUGUCAAAUUAAUCAAUGUUAACUUCGAUUCCUUUCUAGCUGCUGUCUGACUGCCUGAGCAUUGUCGUUGCUGCCAAAAUGGGAUCUGCCUUCACCCCUGAGGUUCAGGGAGCCUUCCAGAAGUUUCUGGCGGUUGUGGUGGCUGCCCUGGGAAAGCAGUACCACUAA